AUGGACGAAAAGUGCCAUAAUUCGUUUGUUAUAAAAUUUUUUUUUUUAUUUAAUUUUUUAAUUGUUGUCGGACAAACGGUACAAAAAUACAACCAAUCACCGAAUGAAUAUUUAAAUACGUUGCAAAUAAUAAAAAAAUAUGGAUACCCGGCAGAAGCGCACAUGAUAGAAACAGAAGAUGGUUAUUUGAUAGAAAUGCACAGGAUACCACACGGUAAAAAUAAAACGAUGGGGGAUGAGGGGAAAAAACCUCCAGUUUUUCUCCAGCACGGACUUUUUUGCAGUUCUGAAUUUUUUCUUUUGACCGUUCCAAACAAUUCUUUGGCUUUUAUUUUAGCAGAUUUGGGAUUCGACGUGUGGUUGGGUAACGUUCGGGGUAACAUUUAUUCCAGAGCGAACGUUAAAUUAAAACCGGACGAAUACGAAUUUUGGGAUUAUACUUGGCACGAAUGCGGCGUUUACGAUAUUUCAUCCCAAAUCGAUUUCGUUCUCCAGAAAACAAAUGAAAAAAAAUUAAUUUACGUCGGACAUUCCAUGGGCACGACCAUGUAUUUUGUUUUAAUGUCGGAAAAACCGGAAUAUAAUAAAAAAAUUCAAGUCGCGCAAUUAAUGGCUCCGAUCGCUUACAUGAAAAACAUCAUAUCGAAACUUUUUGGCGAUGGAGAAUUUAUAUCGCAUGGAGGAUGGUUGACGAGACUUGGAAAAAUCAUUUGCGAACCUUUGAAAAUAGAAGUUCGAUUAUGUUUAAGCGUUAUUUAUUUAUUGGUCGGAAGCGAUCCACGUGAAUACGAUCAGGCGGUUUUAGACGUGCUUUUAAAUCAUUUUUCCGGUGGUUAUUCCGUUAAGGGUGUUAAUCAUUACGCUCAACUCGUUCAAUCCGGAAAAUUUCGUCAGUACGAUUAUGGUAAAUUAAAAAAUUUCAUUCAAUACGGUUCGGUUAAACCACCGGAUUACAAUUUGAAAAACAUAACGGCUCCAACGUAUUUAUAUUUGGGUAAAAACGAUUUGCUGUCGACCAUACCUGAUGUUAAAAGGUUGGUGAAACAAAUGACAAGCGUAAAAAAUACUUUUCUGGUAGAUUAUCCGAAAUUUUCACAUUUGGAUUUCGUACUGUCGAAAAAUGUUAAGAAAGAACUUUACGAUUAUAUGAUAAAUGAUAUCAUGUCUAAUUUGUGA
Pediculus humanus corporis (human body louse) is the source of this 1176-nucleotide messenger RNA. Its product is annotated as Gastric triacylglycerol lipase precursor, putative. The transcript is spliced from 7 exons. Gene Ontology annotation, molecular function: hydrolase activity, acting on ester bonds. The coding region runs from base 1 to 1176 and encodes 391 amino acids. Gene Ontology annotation, biological process: lipid metabolic process. NCBI's taxonomy places the organism in Eukaryota, Metazoa, Arthropoda, Insecta, Psocodea, Pediculidae. The record is from RefSeq and is a predicted model, not a curated record.